This is a messenger RNA of Coffea eugenioides, 2007 nucleotides long. RefSeq lists its product as uncharacterized. The coding region runs from base 438 to 1715 and encodes 425 amino acids. Lineage: Eukaryota; Viridiplantae; Streptophyta; Magnoliopsida; Gentianales; Rubiaceae. The transcript has 14 exons. The record is from RefSeq and is a predicted model, not a curated record.
UCCAGGACCGUAAACACAAGAUUCGUAGGGUAAACGGAUCGGGUUAGGAGCUGGUACAUUAUAACGGGUUAACUUGUAUCCAACCCGUUGAAAGGCCUACUCCGCGGGAACCCCCACGUUUUGGGUGUGUAGAAAGCAUCCACUUGCAGCGGGACUUUUGGCCCUAUUGCCACGUUUUAUCAGUUUCUGCUGCUACUGAGAAGAAAUGAGUUUCCAAAAUUGGGCACGCUUUUUCUGACGCCACGUUGCUAGUGUAAAUCUGCAAAAUUGGUCCAGUUGAAUUGAUCCCGGAGCUGCAGAAGCGGUCGUUGGUUGGUGGCAAGUGGCAACAGAAGAUGCGCGGGGUUCGUUAAGACUUGGAUUACUACUAUUGCUGCCACUGCUAAACACAUACUCUUAACACUCGACUCGUCCAUCAAUUCACGGUCGGAGUCACGAUGGGAAACUGGUGGUCGGAUACCAAAGAACCACCACCGCCAUUGGUGUUGGUUCCGCCGCUCUUCGAUUUCCCUCCACUCGCUGCUCGUACUAGGAUGCUGGAGUCAUCCUACAAUUUGUUGUUUGGCAAACUUCCAUUGAGGUGUUUGUUUGAGGAUUAUUUUGAAGAGUCCAAGCAUUUUAGCACCAGGAUCAUGCUUAAGCCCAUUGAUGAUCCUCACGUGGAUUUGAUUGCUACUGUGAUGGGUCCACUUGACCAGAAGCCCGAGGAAAGAAUUGUUGGAAAUGCCCAGUUUCGAUGGCAGAGUGAUGUUGACGAUCCUCAUACAUUCAUGGACCUUUCUGUAUCAAAUUCUGAUCCGACUCUGCUAAUUAGGUCGUGUGCAUAUUAUCCUAGAAUGGGUUUUGGAGCCUUUGGCAUCUUCCCUGUGCUUCUGAAGAAGAGAGUAUCAUCGGAAGAUCAUGGUGUUAUGGGUUUGAGAUAUGGCUCGUCAAAUCUUUCAGUUGGAGCUACAGUUAUGCCUUUUUCAUUGGGAGAUGAGUUUCCAAGAAGUGCUUGGUUGGUAAGCAAGAUGGGAAGGUUGAUGGCAGGAGUGCAAUAUGAACCCCAGUUUGGAAGCAAGGAUGCAGCAAGAUAUAAAAACUUGGCUAAUUGGAGCUGUGCUAUUGGUUAUGGGCUAGGAUCAGGCAGCCCUUUGAGUCCAUCCUUCAAUUUUGGUCUUGAACUAGCUAAAAAUUCGCAGUUCAUUGCCUCAUUCUAUCAACAUGUGGUAGUCCAAAGACGUGUGAAAAAUCCACUUGAAGAAGAUGAAGUAGUUGGAAUCACUAAUUAUAUUGACUUUGGUUUUGAGUUGCAGACAAGAGUUGAUGAUGAGAAGACCUCCAACAGUAUCCACGACUCAACUUUUCAAGUUGCUGCAUCUUGGCAAGCCAACAAAAACUUUUUGCUUAAGGGGAAGGUGGGACCUCUAAGUUCAUCUCUAGCUUUAGCUUUUAAGUCAUGGUGGAAACCUUCUUUUACUUUCAGCAUUUCAGCAACCAGAGAUCGUUCAAAAAGAGAAACAGCCUUUGGUUUUGGCAUUCGUGUUGACAGUCUUAGAGAAGCGAGUUAUCAGAGGGCCGAUCCAAAUUUUGUGAUGCUGACACCAAACAAGGAGCAUCUGGCGGAGGGCAUACACUGGAAAAUUGGGAAGAGGCCUGUGCUACAAUCUGACGUCAAUUCUGGGAAUUUUGAUGGCAUACCCAGGGAACUGAGACCCUUGGGCAAAAUUUUGUAAUCUGAGGCUUAGGCAGCUAUAGCUAUUAGUGCUACAGGAGCAGGGGAUGCACCGCACGACAGAGUGAACAUGACAAACUGAGAGAUUUUUUCAUAUUUUAGAAUCACCACAAGUUUCGGACUUUGCAAUAUCUCUCUCCUCCUUCAUACGUUGUAACUUCUCCGGAUUAUUUUCCUGUGUAAUUUUUUUUUUUUUUCAAUCAAUGCUUCUAAGACUAGAAGCCGAGAAUGACAACACUGUAAAACCACCUCUGGAGAAGGAGUGGUACUGCUUGCUUGCGUCUUUACAUUUU